Messenger RNA from Mizuhopecten yessoensis (Yesso scallop), 2617 nucleotides. RefSeq names its product sodium-dependent glucose transporter 1A-like. The record is from RefSeq and is a predicted model, not a curated record. Gene Ontology annotation, biological process: transmembrane transport. NCBI's taxonomy places the organism in Eukaryota, Metazoa, Mollusca, Bivalvia, Pectinida, Pectinidae. The transcript is spliced from 4 exons. Bases 65 to 1597 code for a protein of 510 amino acids.
GCUCAUUAUAGCACUGUCACUGUAGAAGAUUGGUGCUCGCAGCGACUGUCAGGAACAGACGAAAAUGACGGGAAUCAGAAAAGGUUUGGAUAUCAACCGUUCUGAACAUGAAGCAAUAUCAGUUCGAGACAACGACAAAGAAGACACAGAUGAAGGAGGUCAUUCCAAAAUUGCCCACAUGCAGGAACAACAAUCACUUAUAACUGAACUCCGGCAUAAUAGAGUCAUCCGUUCCAAGGUCAUACUUAGCAUUUGUGCUACCUUCGUUUACGCCAUGUUGGGAUGGUGCAAAGGCCAAACAGGCCCAGCAUUUCUGGACAUUCUGUAUAUAUCCGGCACAGACCUGGAAAAGGGAUCCGCCUUUAUGACGUCAUACAGCACGGGUAGUGCGAUAGGAUCCAUAAUCGGCGGAUCAUUUUACUCUAAAGGGAACCGAUACCUGUUAUUAGUUGUAGCUUUGGCGAUUUACAGCCUUACACGUGCACUCAUUCCUUGGUGUGUACUUUAUGAACUGAUGAUAACAGCUCACCUGGCCCAUGGUAUUUGCGCGGGGGUGAUAAAUGUAGUGGUGCUAUCCGUUGCGAUUUCAAUCUGGGGAGCUACAUCACGAGGCAGGGUGUAUCUAAACAUGUUCCUACUUUCUGACAGUGCAGCCGGUCUGAUCUCUCCAAUGGUUACGAGCCCAUUUUUAUUGCCGAGAACAAAAGACAUUGUCAUGCACAACGGCCCAAGGAAUUCUACCGUUGCCACAACAAGCACUUUUAUUAUGGAGGGAAAUGCUGCAACUGCCAACGCUACUACCAACUCAAACAUAAUACAAAUUGAAAUGCCAGUAUCCAACGUUUAUAUUGCAUAUUCUAUCUCAGCCGGAUUAGCUUUCCUAGUAACCUUACCAUUCAUUGUAUUGUGUGCCAAAUGGCCUAAAAACGGUACCAAGCGCAGCGUUAACGAAGUACCUCAUUUUCUCGGAAACUUACCUUUAACAAUCAAACGACUUCAGUUAUUGAACGUUGGAAUAUUUUCGACAUUUUACAUGGCGGUGUACUUCAUAUUUACUGGAUAUUUGCCUGCGUUCUGUGUUGAACAUCUACGAUGGACAAAGGCUUCCGGAGCAUGGUUGAUGUCAGUAGUUUAUUUUGCGAUGCUCGGUGGCAGAAUAUGCGGUACAUAUCUGGCUCACUUCUUUAAACCCAUGAAGAUGCUUGUACUUUCUACCUUUCUACAUGUCGUUGGAUUGGUAGGACUUUCCGUCAGUGGUGUCUUCCUGGCUGAUGUGGGGAUCUGGAUAUCUGUAUGCGUCAUAGGUAUUGCUUUGGGUUUCACAUGGCCAAGCCUGUUGAGUUGGACAAACGAGAAUCUAAUUCCAGUUCGCGGUAAAGUUACUGCCUUCAUCUUGUUAAUGGGAUCCGCUGGAACAUUAUCGAGUCCAUUGUUGUUUGGAUACAUGAUGGAAGAGGUCUCGCCUAUUUGGUUUUGUUUCUUAAACUUGGGGAAGACUUGUAUAACUAUUGUAAAUGUGCUAUUAAUGUUUGUGUACACAAGAUCUGUCAGCAGCAAAUCAAGGAUGGAGCAGAACAAUAAACACUCCGACAGUUGAAACUAGACACUGGCUGCUCACACGUGUUUAAAGUACCAAUGUGACUAAGUGAAAUCUAAAUAAAUCUUAAGUAACACGGCAUUUUACGAGAGCCGCAUUUGAUGUCAUUUACAUCACUAACAUUCAACCUUAUUCAGACACAAAAAGAACCAAUAAGAUAUUUAUGUUAUUCCAAAAACAUUGCUUCCGUACUUUAAAUAAAAAAAGUUAAGAAAGCUUAAUUUUUAUGAUAAUAGAAUAACUCUUCCUUCAGCAUAUUUGAAAAACCUUAUCUCCAUAUAACUACGGUCCGACUAAGUAAGCACAUUCAAAAAAGACAAUCAAAAUAUUUCCCGUAUUUUAAACCUAGGAGGGCAUUAAAUAAAUUAUUUAAACUAUCGAGAGACUCCUGUCGUCAAAUAGAAUAUGACGUUUAUGAUACUUAUUGAUUUCGCUGAAGGCGAUCUAGGCAAUUGGCAAAUUGAGAGCAUUCUGAAUUGUGUUUUUCUCAGAAUGAGUUAGGUGUAUCAGAUCAAGCUUUCUAAAACAAUUAGCAGCUUGAAAUUCAAAAUGAAAAAAAAACCCACUCUUUCUUGGCUUGGAUGUCUAAAACAUACUAAAAGAAAGACGAAAUACUAGCUAAUCAUUCUUCUUUUUGUAUAACAAUCUUUCCGAAUACCAGUUAACGACAAGGAUUUUCACCUGGCACUGCAUUGAAAUCCAGGAAUUCUUUAAAUACUGGCGGAAAUAUUGAAGUGAGCUACUAUAAUUAUAAAAUGUUUACAGGCAAGAAUUAUGUUCCUGUCGAAAAGGACAACAUUGUUAGUAUGCAUUCCUCAUUUAAGCAGAACAUCGUAAAAAUUUGAAAUCAUGUUGUAUUUAUCCCAUGCAAUUGUGUCAAAUAACGGCGAAAUAAGAAAUAAAACAUAUUGCAAAUACCAAAUAAAGAAAGUUCAAGGCAAGAAUACUUGUAUUGGUCUCGGGGAAACAACUUAGUUUUUGUUGCAAAUUAUGUAUUCGUUUACAAUGAUUAUUUUGUUG